GCUUCUUCGGCUUCAGAGCGCCAUCAAUAUCGUGAUCCUUAUGCAGUGGCCCAAGCGAAAGCUCGCAAGGCUGCAAACCAAUCUCGGCAGGAAAUCCUGAGGAAAGAACGCUCCGAAGCUGCGGGACAUCCAGUCCGUGGCAUUGCGACUCCAUUAGUAAAGUCCUUCGACUUCGGAACUCCGUUGGACGCUUCAGAAGCACUGGGCGCCGAGCAAGAAGACCAACCGAACGACCUUGGGCCUACCAACGAGUAUCGUAAUGACAGUGAUGAACAUCUCAAAUUCUUGAUCACAAAGUCGGAUCUUUCGGAAGGACUUCGACGUAGCGAAAUCCUUGCUGGAGAAGGAAAUACCAGCGCAAGCGCAAAGCUGCUGAAUAGUCAAGAACUGGAGGAACAGGAGAAUUUGCGAAAGGAGGCCAAGGCGACGGCGGCAGAAGCGUUGCGACGGAUUGCCAGCAUCUCUAUGGGUACGAGCAAGGAUCGGUUAAGGGCGAAUACACAACGGUGCAUAGACAUAUUCGGCAGACACAAUACCGAUCAACAACUACCGACUCGUCCUCAGGCACCUGGACAAACACUAGCUGACGGCUCACUUCCAAAAAUGGAGCGUGCUGGUCCAGACACUGGCAGCAGCGAAGUCCAAAUCGCCAUCCUUACUGCCAAGAUUCGCUCUCUUGCGUUCUAUUUGGACAAUCGAGCGAGAAACAAAGACAAGAUGAACAAGCGUAACCUUCGACUUCUUGUUCAUCGAAGGGCCAAACUCAUGAAAUACAUGCGUCGGAAGGAGCGAGGUGGUCCCAGGUGGCAGAACCUGAUCAAUUCGCUUGGUCUCACCGAAGCCACAUGGAAGGGCGAAAUC
Messenger RNA from Dissoconium aciculare CBS 342.82, 861 nucleotides. RefSeq lists its product as uncharacterized. The annotation marks the transcript as partial. Gene Ontology annotation, cellular component: ribosome. The transcript has a single exon. NCBI's taxonomy places the organism in Eukaryota, Fungi, Ascomycota, Dothideomycetes, Mycosphaerellales, Dissoconiaceae. The record is from RefSeq and is a predicted model, not a curated record. Gene Ontology annotation, molecular function: structural constituent of ribosome. Gene Ontology annotation, biological process: translation.